Messenger RNA from Nyctereutes procyonoides (raccoon dog), 3353 nucleotides. It is a transcript of the gene TGFB3, whose product is annotated as transforming growth factor beta 3. The coding region runs from base 954 to 2327 and encodes 457 amino acids. Gene Ontology annotation, molecular function: type II transforming growth factor beta receptor binding; growth factor activity; type III transforming growth factor beta receptor binding. Gene Ontology annotation, biological process: regulation of cell population proliferation; transforming growth factor beta receptor signaling pathway; BMP signaling pathway. The transcript has 7 exons. NCBI's taxonomy places the organism in Eukaryota, Metazoa, Chordata, Mammalia, Carnivora, Canidae. Gene Ontology annotation, cellular component: extracellular region. The record is from RefSeq and is a predicted model, not a curated record.
GGAGCGAGAGGGAGCGAGGGCGAGGGAGAAGGAGAGGGAGAAGCAGCAAGGAGAGGAAGGGAGGGAAAGCAUAAAGCCAAGGCCAAGGGAAUGAGCCGGACAGGGGAGGCAGAGAUAGGCGGAGAAGCCUGAGAAAGAAGGAAUAACAGCUUUCCGGAGCAGGCGUGCAGGGAACUGGCUGCUAUUUUCUUUUUUUCUCUUCCUUUUUAUUUUUUAAAGAGAAGCAGGGAACAGAAGCAAUGGCCGAGGGAGAAGACAAGCCGAGGUGCUGGUGACCCUGGGCGUCCAAGUGGAUUAUUGGGGCUGCUCUCCAGGGGCCUGUUCUCUCUGCCUUCCAAUUACACAUACCCCCACUUCCCAGCCAAUGAAGACGAGAGGCAGCGUGAACAAAGUCAUUUAGAAAGCCCCCGGGGAAGUGUAAACAAAAGAGAAAGCAUGAAUGGUGUGCCCGAGAGACAAGUGUGUCCUGCGCUGCCCCCACCUUUAGCUGGACCAGCGCAGCCGGGCCCUGCCUGUCCCCACCUACUCACUGGUGAUCUGACUUUUUUUUAGACAUUUUUUUUUCCCUUUUCUUUUCCAUUCUCUUUUCUUAUCCUCCUUCAGGGCAAGGCGAGGAUUUUGAUUUUGGGACCCAGCCAUGGUCCUUCUGCUCCUUCUUUAAAAUACCCACUUUCUCCCCAUCGCCAAGCGACAUUUGGCAAUAUCAGAUAUCCGCUCUAUUUAUUUUUACCUAAGGAAAAACUCCAGCUCCCUUCCCACUCCCAGCUGCCUUGCCACCCCUCCCAGCCCUCUGCUUGCCCUCCACCUGGCCUGCUGGGAGUCAGAGCCCAGCAGAACCUGUUUAGACACAUGGAGAAGAAACCCAGAGCUACAAGGCGCACAGUCGGCUUCUUCGUGCUCAGGGUUGCCAGCGCUUCCUGGAAGUCCUGAAGCUCUCACAGUGCAGUGAGUUCAUGCACCUUCUUGCCAAGCCUCAGUCUUCGGGAUCUAGGGAGGCCGCCCGGUUUUCCUCCCUCCUUCUGCACGACUGCUGGGGUCUCCUCCUCGCCAGGCCUUGCAGCCCCCCGGCCUCUCUCCCCAGCUUGCGCAUGAAGAUGCACUUGCAAAGGGCUCUGGUGGUCCUGGCCCUGCUGAACUUUGCCACGGUCAGCCUCUCUCUGUCCACUUGCACCACCUUGGACUUUGGCCACAUCAAGAAGAAGAGGGUGGAAGCCAUUAGGGGACAGAUCUUGAGCAAACUCAGACUCACCAGUCCCCCCGAGCCAUCGGUGAUGACCCACGUCCCCUACCAGGUCCUGGCCCUUUACAACAGCACCCGGGAGCUGCUGGAGGAGAUGCAGGGAGAGAGGGAGGACAGCUGUACUCAGGAAAACACCGAGUCGGAGUACUAUGCCAAAGAAAUCCAUAAAUUCGACAUGAUCCAGGGGCUGGCGGAGCACAAUGAGCUGGCCGUCUGCCCCAAAGGAAUCACCUCCAAGGUUUUCCGCUUCAAUGUGUCCUCAGUGGAGAAAAAUGGAACCAACCUAUUCCGGGCAGAAUUCCGGGUCCUGCGGGUGCCCAACCCCAGCUCCAAGCGCAGCGAGCAGAGGAUCGAGCUCUUCCAGAUACUCCGGCCUGACGAGCACAUCGCCAAACAGCGCUAUAUCGGCGGCAAGAAUCUGCCCACCCGGGGCACCGCCGAGUGGCUGUCUUUUGACGUCACUGACACUGUGCGUGAAUGGCUCUUGCGAAGAGAGUCCAACUUAGGUCUGGAAAUCAGCAUUCACUGUCCAUGUCACACCUUUCAGCCCAAUGGAGACAUCCUAGAAAACAUCCAUGAGGUGAUGGAAAUCAAAUUCAAAGGUGUGGACAGCGAGGAGGACCACGGCCGUGGGGACCUAGGGCGCCUCAAGAAGCAGAAGGACCACCACAACCCUCACCUCAUCCUCAUGAUGAUUCCCCCGCACCGGCUGGACAACCCGGGCCAGGGCGGCCAGCGGAAGAAGCGGGCCUUGGACACCAAUUACUGCUUCCGCAAUUUGGAGGAGAACUGCUGUGUGCGCCCUCUCUACAUUGACUUCCGACAAGAUCUGGGCUGGAAGUGGGUCCAUGAACCUAAGGGCUACUACGCCAACUUCUGCUCAGGCCCUUGCCCCUACCUCCGCAGUGCGGACACAACCCACAGCACGGUGCUGGGACUGUACAACACUCUGAAUCCCGAAGCGUCUGCCUCACCCUGCUGCGUGCCCCAGGACUUGGAGCCUCUGACCAUCCUGUACUAUGUCGGGAGGACCCCCAAGGUGGAACAGCUCUCUAACAUGGUGGUCAAGUCCUGUAAGUGUAGCUGAGACCCUGCCUGCGACAGAGAGAGAGGACAGAGAACCGCCACUGCCUGACUGCCUGCUCCUCGGGAAACAAAAGCAACAGACCUCAACCAGAGGCCUGGAGCCCACAACCCGUUGGCUCCGGGCAAAGGGCUGAGACGGAAGUUCCCUUUCGGGACAUUUCUCCUUCUUGCUGGCUCUGAGAAUCACUGUGGUAAAGAAAGUGUGGGUUUGGUUAGGGGAAGGCCCAACUCUUCAGAAUACACAGAUUUUCUGUGAUGUAGACAGAGGUGAUGGGGACAGACGAAGAGGGAUGGCAGGUGGACAUGUGACACAUCAUGCGGCCAUGGAUCUGGGACACCCUAGGGAGGAGGAAGGGCAGAGAAUGGCCGGGGACGGGGCCAGCCUGGAAGACACUUCUGAGGUCAGAUUUGCUCAUCGCUGCCCCACAUCUGCUCUAGGGAAUCUGGAACAUUACACAAGACAAGCAUUUUCUUUCAGACAGGUUACCCAGACAGAGUCCCAGAACCGUAUCUCAUACUACCUGGGAUUAAGGAUGAAUCUGUUGUUUUUGCAAAUUGUCCUCUCAACAGCAAUCAGCAGCACCAAUGGUCAUUACAGGGGAGAAGAAUCCAGGUAAUGUGGUUCCCGGGCCAUCAGCGAUAUUGGGCCAUAUGGAUAUGCUGAACUCAGAAGCAGAGGGUGGGAAUUAACACCCUCCUGUCUGCCCUCUGGGUCCUUCCUCUCCCCUGCUUCCUCAAUCAUAUUUCCUCUUGGACGUAUGGCUAGACACCUUCCAGGUCAGGGUGCACAUGUCUGGAUUUUGGGUCUGUGCAGUCUUGGGGAUUAUGGGUUCGCCUCUACCCCCCAAGACCCUGGGUUCACCUGGUGUUCCUGGAAGCAGGUGCUACCAACGGGUGAGGCAUGUGGGGAGGUUGCACAUGUGCCACACGAUGACUUGGCCCCAGACACAUAGACUGAGGUAUAAAGACAAAUACAAAUAUUACUCUCAAAAAUCUUUGUAUAAAUAAAUAUUUUUGGGGAAUCUUG